This is a messenger RNA of Cladophialophora immunda, 2479 nucleotides long. RefSeq lists its product as uncharacterized. Gene Ontology annotation, cellular component: membrane. Lineage: Eukaryota; Fungi; Ascomycota; Eurotiomycetes; Chaetothyriales; Herpotrichiellaceae. Gene Ontology annotation, biological process: transmembrane transport. Bases 431 to 1978 code for a protein of 515 amino acids. Gene Ontology annotation, molecular function: transmembrane transporter activity. The record is from RefSeq and is a predicted model, not a curated record. The transcript has 5 exons.
CUGCUUCUGUUGCAUCAGAUGAACACGAGCGCUCUCUGAUGUUCCGUCGGAAGGCCACCGGUGUUUUACCGUCGAAGCUCUUGUCUUGACAAUCUUGUCAGUCUUGACAGCCUCCACAACGUCAGCCCAGACGUUGCGCUGCACCCGCCCGGAUUUCAGAACCUGGAGCUACCAGCAUGCACAAGGGUCACGAGUGGCCGACUCGCCGCCCCAUGGCAUGAUCGUCCCCACGAUUUCUCCAUCUCUGCGUGGCAACACGACGGGACUUCGCUUCCACGAGCCUGGGGGAGGAUGGCCGCGUGCAAGUGAUGAAGUCAGUUCCGCUCCCUUAAAAGGCAUGACGAUCCUGCAUCCUCGCAGCUCGGUUCUCCUCCUCCUUCUCCCAGCACCCUGUGUAUCCUAAGCCGUGGCAUUGAUACCGUCGUACAAAAUGGGUGAUAUCAAAUCAGGAGGUGCCGGUGUGGUCCUCGACCACGACGUCCUCGGGGAGAAGGCUGGCCUCUCUCACGAUGAGGCCAUGCACUUUGGCGCCCUUACCGAAGAGGAGCUUGCUAUUGAGAAGAAACUCGUCCGCAAGAUCGAUCUCCGGAUCAUGCCCUUGAUCGUGCUGGUCUACUUGAUGAACUACAUUGAUCGGAACAACUACGCUGCCGCUCGGUUGCAGGGUCUCGAGGAUGAUUUGGGCUUGCAUGGUGAUCAGUAUCAGACUGGUCUUUCCAUUCUCUUCGUCAGCUACAUCCUGGCUCAAGUGCCGUCUAACCUCUUGCUCAACCACCUCGGUCGCCCUUCUCUAUACCUGGGCUUCUUCGUAUGCGCCUGGGGUCUCGUGUCGGCGUUGACUUCUCAGGUCAAGAGCUAUGGAGGAAUUGUCGCCUGCCGUUUUAUGCUUGGUAUGGUCGAGGCACCUUUCUUCCCAGGCGUCCUCUUCUACCUUUCUAAGUGGUAUACCAAGAAGGAAUUGAACCUGCGAAUGUCCAUUUUCUACUCUGGUUCCCUCAUCAGCGGUGCAUUCGGAAACCUUAUCGCGGCUGGUAUUCUCAGUGGGUUGGCUGGUGAAAUGGGCUUGUCAGCAUGGCAAUGGCUUUACAUUAUCGAAGGCUCCAUCACAUGUUUCAUCGGCUUGGUCAUCAUCUUUGUCCUCCCCGACUUCCCCAGCACCUGGAAGCGUCUCGCCCCGGAGAUGAUGCACGUGGCCAACCGCCGGCUUGCGAUUGAAGCCGCCGAAGCCGACGUUGACGAAGCCGGCGGAAUGUCGCAGUGGAAGGGCUUCAAACUCGCCAUGACGGACUCCAAGACCUACAUGCUUGCCAUUGCCUACAUGAGCAUUACCGGAGCCGCUGGAUUCCAGAACUUCUUCCCUACGCUCACCUCCACUCUCGGCUACAACCACAUCAUCUCGCUUCUCCUCUGCGCGCCUCCGUACAUUUUCAUGGUCUUCUACUCGUUCGCGCACUCGGUGGUGUCGGAUCGGGUCGGAAACCGCUUCUGGUUCUUCAUGUACCCGAUCCCGAUCACCAUUGUCGGCUGGAUCAUCUUCAUGACCACCGACUCGUUUGGACCGCGCUACUUCAGCCUGUUCCUCAUGAUCUUCAUCUUUGCCAUGAACGGCACCUGUUACGCGUGGAUCGCCUCGGCCAUCCCCCGCCCGCCGGCCAAGCGCGCCGCCGCAUUCGCCUUCAUCAACUCGAUCGGCAACUCGGCGUCGAUCUGGACCCCGUACACGUACCGCGACCAGGACGUGCCGUACUACCGCCUCGCCCUCGGCAUCAACAUCGGCCUGCAAGUCCUGGCGGCGAUUAUGGGCAUCAGCAUGCGCAUCAAGCUGACUCGCCAGAACAAGCGGUUGGAGAGGAUGGAGGACGAGGACACGCCGCUGACGGAGCGCGACCUGCAGAAGUUGAGACGGACCGCGGAGAUCGAGGGCAUCGAUCUUGCGGCCGCGAGACGGUUGCAGAAGGGGUACCGCUACAUGAUCUGAGAGAUUCGAAGGCCUUUUUUCUUUUUCUCUUUCGCUCUGCUCUUUUACUCCCUCUCUACUCCCGUCGCUAUACUGGAUUGCGUUUGCCGUUGGUUGAUUGAUCGACACAGAAAACAGAACCAGUGGAAUGACCGUGCAUGGAUGCCGAGGCGGGAUGAGGAUGAGCAAAGGGGAGAAAAAAGAGAAAGCAUCGCGCAUGGCAUGGCGUGGUCUUGCAUGGCAGAUUGAUUGUCCGAGAACAUUUCAGAACAAAGUUUGUGAUCCGGCCCCCGCCAUUGUCACACAAAAAUCCUGUAAGAACUGCCGGUGUUGAUGAAUUGGAAUGGUUCAUUCAAAUCGAAUCGAAUCGAAUCGAAUCGAAUCAAUAUCACUAUCACUCUCAAUAUCAGAUCGAUCAAUAAUGUGUCUGUUCUCAUAUCAUACCUGGUCAAUGGUCAUGGUCAUACUAGUAUAUGCACGGCUGACACCAUCAGGACGAGGACGAGGACGAGGACUCAAAAU